UUAUUUCCUUUUCUUCUCUUGUUUCUUUCUUUCUUUCUUUCUUUCUUUCUUCCUUCCUUUCUUUCCUUUCUUUCUUUCUUUCCUUUCUUCUCUUUUUCUUCGCUUUGCUACUUCUCUAUUGCAUCAUUGCCUUCCCCAUUGUCUUUGCGUCCAUUUCCAGAGUUCACACCUCUCAUUCCUCUCCAUCACCACAUUCCUUUCCCUUUCUUUACAAACUUCCUCUAAUAACCCAUAAUGAGUUCUCCUUUGAACCCUGGAACUGCAACAGAACACAGCUUCACCCCUGUUCAGACCCUUUCUGAACAAGAAAAAAAGUUACAACGACUCUAUGGAAACAGACUCCCAACGGCACAGGGCCUCUUAGGACAGAAGUUGAAGGAACGGAAAUACUUUGAUUCUGGAGACUACGCACUUUCCAAGGCUGGAAAGACAUCAGCAGCUGUGGGAUCUCAACACCCCCAACCAGAAAACAUCCCUCAUUCGACUCCAUCUACAGCAACUCAUCAUGGAUCACCACCUGUGAAGGAGAGUUCAUUGAUUCAUGAAGCUGAUGUAACACCAGAAGUGCAUCCUACAAGUGCACAGCCAAAUGUUUGA
Lobosporangium transversale is the source of this 597-nucleotide messenger RNA. RefSeq names its product camp-regulated phospho protein/endosulfine conserved region-domain-containing protein. The coding region runs from base 235 to 597 and encodes 120 amino acids. Gene Ontology annotation, molecular function: protein phosphatase inhibitor activity. The record is from RefSeq and is a predicted model, not a curated record. Gene Ontology annotation, cellular component: cytoplasm. The transcript has 3 exons. NCBI's taxonomy places the organism in Eukaryota, Fungi, Mortierellomycota, Mortierellomycetes, Mortierellales, Mortierellaceae.